GAAGAAAACAUCAGGUUCUUUACUCAGCAACUAAGCAAGCACAUCUACAGCAUCUACCAUGGGUGGCCCAGACAUUUGUGCUUUUAUGGCCAAAGUAGACACUCACAAAGUAGGAGGAGAAGCUCUUGCCAGGCUUCUUGUUGUGUACCCAUGGACCCAAAGACACUUCAGCACUUUUGGCAAUCUGGGCUCUGCUGAUGCCAUCUGCCACAAUGCCAAAGUGCUUGCUCAUGGACACAAGGUGUUAGCUUCCAUUGUAGAUGGCUUGAAACACCCUGAAAACCUCAAGGCACACUAUGCCAAGCUGAGUGAAAAGCACUCUAAGGAACUUCAUGUGGAUCCAGCUAACUUUUACCGCUUCGGAGAUGUGCUGAUUGUUACCCUGGCUCGUCACUUCCAUGAAGAAUUUACCCCAGAACUGCAGUGUGCUUUGGAGCAUGGCUUUUGUGCUGUUGGCGAUGCCCUAGCCAAGGGUUAUCACUAAAUUACCCAAACUACAGCCAAAUAAAAGGAGUCUAAGCUACAAGUCAACAUCCCUGUGAAGCAUACACUGGCAAGACUGCAACUGUAUUCAAGCAUACUUAAAAUGUAGCAAUUUUAUUUUGCUCCUAAUAAAAACCAGAUAUUUCUUUCUGCA
Messenger RNA from Rana temporaria (common frog), 637 nucleotides. RefSeq names its product hemoglobin subunit beta-like. Gene Ontology annotation, cellular component: blood microparticle; hemoglobin complex; haptoglobin-hemoglobin complex. The record is from RefSeq and is a predicted model, not a curated record. Gene Ontology annotation, biological process: oxygen transport; hydrogen peroxide catabolic process. The transcript is spliced from 3 exons. The coding region runs from base 59 to 484 and encodes 141 amino acids. NCBI's taxonomy places the organism in Eukaryota, Metazoa, Chordata, Amphibia, Anura, Ranidae. Gene Ontology annotation, molecular function: oxygen binding; haptoglobin binding; organic acid binding.